AUGCUAAUCUUUUGGAAGUCAUUAACAGCGCAACGUAAAAUUAUCUCACCAGUACUAUUUAUGUUAAUUAUCACAUUAGCAGUGAUUGAUAUUUCAUGGGCUCGGAAACAGAAACGAAAACCCUGCAAACGAAUGGCUUUCAAUAGACAUACAACAAAUUAUCAUUCAUGGAAAGAACAAAUGACCGUUUGUGAAUUGCUUGAUAAUUAUGAUCCUGCCGUACGACCCUCCGGAAGAAUGCCAACUAAUGAUCAAAAAGGACCAGUAAUUGUAUGGACAAGCCUGGAAAUUCGUUCUAUUGGUGCAAUUAGCGAACGAAAUAUGGAGUUUGUUGCACAAUUUCGCUUUCAACAAGAAUGGUUUGAUGAUCGACUUCGGUACACAGAUCAUAGUGAUUUCCGUAACGUUGAUUUUAUUCAUGUUGCUCGUGAUCAGGUACUCUGGAUUCCUGAUACUUUUUUCCAGAAUGAGCGAAACGGAUGGUAUCAUAUGUUGGAUCAGGAAAACAAGUUUAUCAAAUUACGCUCUGAUGGAAAAGUUAUUUACAAUCGCAGAUUAACGUUAAUAUUGGCAUGUCAAAUGAAUCUGAUUCGGUAUCCCAUGGAUGUUCAAGAGUGCUUGAUCGAUUUUGCUAGUUAUGCAUAUACAACAAGUGACAUUGUUUACAAAUGGGACCGUAUAGCAAUAACAAUUGAUAAAGAUGCUAAUAAUGCUUUGCCAAAUUUUCGAAUCAGUGCCUUUGAAAAUAAAUCUUGUGAUAGCACUACAAAUACAGGAACAUAUAGUUGUCUUCGUGUGGAGCUUAGGCUGAGUCGUGUUUUCUCAUUCUUUCUCCUGCAACUUUACAUUCCAUCAACAAUGUUGGUUGGAGUUUCCUGGGUAUCAUAUUGGAUUGAUUGGAAGAGCACCGCGGCACGUGUGCCUCUUGCAAUUGUCACCCUACUCACUAUGAUCACCCAAUCACAUGCAAUUAACUCGAAUCUACCUCCUGUAAGUUACACCAAAGCUAUCGACAUAUGGAUUGGAGCUUGUGUCGUAUUCAUAUUUGCAUCAUUGAUCGAAUAUGCGAUUGUGAAUUAUGUGGGAAUUUUCGAUGAACAUCGCGAAGUGCGAACGGUGACAUCUAAUCAAACACGUCUCACUAAUGUUAUCGAAAAUGGCCUUUUGUUCAGUCCUAUCGAAUGUGCUGCUACUUCACCCAUAUCCUGUUUGAACAGUCCCGAAAAGAAGAGUUUAUUACGACGCGGGAGGAAACGAACUUUUGAAGAAAGGAAACAUGAAUUAAUUGAUUUCAAUCCAUCACAAAUUAUGCAUACCUCGGAACCUAUUUGGACAUUUCAGGACGUAUCAGAUCUGAUAUACAUUGGGCAAAGGAGACGUUUUGAAUUAAUGCGGUGGUGUAAUCUGUUAUCAUCACGUGAGCGAGCAGAAAGAAUUGAUAUAAUGGCCAGGCUAAUUUUUCCAGUAGCAUUUAUCCUGUUCAAUUUUGCGUAUUGGAGCAUAUAUUUGAAUGAAAUGGAGGAAUAA
Acanthocheilonema viteae is the source of this 1527-nucleotide messenger RNA. The record is from the annotation of a GenBank genome assembly. Lineage: Eukaryota; Metazoa; Nematoda; Chromadorea; Rhabditida; Onchocercidae.